GGACCGCUUCGUAAAAAACCACUCAUAGACACUAUGUGCCCCUUUCUUGACUGAAUCACUAUGUUGGAUAGCCUCUGACAUCGCCUGACCCCAUCAUCUCUAGUCGAUUGGACUUUCUUAUCUCUGUUUACUUCUUCCGGGGCCCCCCUGUUCACUUCCAACUGAUACCCUUGAUUUGUUUAUAAACACACUCUUCAUUAUCUUUCUGUGCUUUUCGACCUUAGAGACGUUUAGUCACAACAUAACGCGAAAAUGGAUGAUGCAUCGGAGCCCGCUGACAAUGCUAUGCAAGAGCAUCAUAUUGUCAAGGCAGAUGAAGUUGACCAGACGGGAACGGACAUCAGCCCUGUUUCAGAUGAUCAGCUAAUGGAGGAGGUAGCUGAGGGCUUACGACAGGAGCAGUCACAACAGUCACAGCAGAACACAUCUGCUGCUCCUGAGGAAGUACCAGUUGAGACUCGGAGAGGUUCCAAACGCCCUGAGCUGCGUCGGGACGCUGCUGCCCCGCCACCCCCUCUGCAGCCUCCGCCUCCAGCUCCGGUUCAGCAGAAUGCAGAAAGGCCUCCGGACUCACUGAGUCUUGCUCAACUAAGGCUGCUGGUUCAGGAGAUGCCGAAGGUUGAGCAGCCCGCAUAUGCGUUCGAAUAUGCCGAUUCUCAACCGUUCGCCGAAGAAGUCGAAGAAUGGUUCCAGUACAGUGAGUUUGAUAGGGUCAUGCUCAUUGGCAUGAAGUCGUCAUUUCAACUCAGAUGGAAUUCUUUUUGCGAUGAUCAGCCUGCGGACGUUUCCCCGCAGUCUUGGCUUGCCACCUCUUAUGAUUUACGAAAGACGUUUAUGAGCCAACUUAUUAAUACCUUAGAGGACCGUGCAGUUUUGGUCCGAAUUGAGGCCUUGGAGGCUCUUUGCUAUACCUUGACCGGUGUCUGGGGCGCUACGGCUGGGCGAGUUGUGGAUGACCUCUCGGAAGGCGGUUCUCAGCCAGGUGCCGAGAUUCCCGAAAGUCAGUCACUACAGAUAAAGUGGAUUGAACAAAACGUCGCCCUGGUCCAUGAAUGCUCGGGACUUCAACCGCUGGUGACCUGUUUGUGCCGUGUCUUUGAGAGACAUCGCCAGUCAUCCGCGGUGGACUCGGAGAGCGCUGGGCAAGAGGGCGUCAAUUCUGCAUACAUUGCUGCUUUGGAGCGAGAGGCAAAUUUGGUGUUGACAGCUCUCUAUCUGGCUGUGGAAGUUGGUCGGAAGCAAGACGCUGUUGAUCCCCAGAAAGCCCCUCUAAGGGAUACUCUUAUGGGCCUGGAGCCAAAUCUACUGGUGUUUCUGGUGGAGAUCAUUGCGCGGUUGCGAUGGGACGAUUCGGCCAAUGUUCCGCUGACCCGGGUCAUUCUCCUGUUUUGGAAGACUUUGCUCCUUUUCUUUGGAGGCAGUAAUAAAUUGAAGGAAGCCAAGGAGUUACUAGAGCCGUCCCUCAAGGCGAGGGAGAACGCCUCUCCCCGAAGGACUCCGUUCCUUACUGCCUCACCUUUGGAUUACCACAACUUUCGACAGGAGAUUACGUCCAAAUAUCCUGCCUAUAACCCGCCGCCCCCUGUGGUUCCUCUAGAAUUAGAAAAUAAUUCGAUUCUUCCACCGCUUCCGCAACACCCUAGCAGAGUGGGCUCUUCCAACGGUCCCUUCUCGGGGGUCGGCCCUUCUGUGACAGGUGGCAGUGGCUCAAUCAUCCAUCAUCCUGUUCACAUCGCUACACCAGCACCUUCUCCUCCACCAUCGCCUAUUGGUCCUGGCGGUAAAGCCGGAAAGAAGCAAAACUACCAGACGAACCAGAACUUUCCUUUCAUGUAUCCCCCUCUAGACGAUUCGAGUAAUGACCUUGGAGGAAAGGGCACGACUGAGCUGCAAGAUGCUCUCGUAGGACAGAAGUGGCAGGGUAGUGAUGUCCCGGCUUCUAUCAUUGAGGCUGGGAGGCUUUUCUCGACACAUGUCAAAAUGACCAGGGCAAUGCGGCAACUCUGGGAGGAGCGGGAGCGUUUCAUGAAAUAUGACCGCGGCUGGUACGCUGAUGAUGGCCAUCCAUUCUCAGCCGAGAAUCCAGUUAGUGGACUGGCCGAUGAGCUGCAGGACCUGAAUUUUCCGGAGAGGGAGUCUAGCGUUGACAGCUCCCCGGAGAGAGAAACGGACAAUGCGGACAUCCAGCGACGCCUAGAUGCCGUCGAGUCGUUUUAUAGACAAGCACUGGUGCAUCUGCAGUCGAUUACGAUAGUCUUCCUCAAAAUCAUCCUAACAAACGUCAGCGCCAUGGUCAACCAGGCUGCUCAGGCCAUGGGUGAUGGUUAUGGCUCGGUCAACGGGUUUCCUGCCAAUCAUCCGAACGGUCACAUUGAUUUGAAUUCCGAAGCCGCGAUAGAUGAACUCGACAACAUCCGGCUCCGGGAGAUUACCGGAAAAGCGAUCUCUGGUUCUCUCCUCCUGCUUGUCAAGUGGUUCAAAAGAUCUCAUAUCCUGAAGUUCGAGUAUAUGACGCAGUUGCUGCUCGACUCCAACUACUUGCCGUUGAUUCUGAAGAUGUUUGCCCACCAGGAUGUGGACCAGGCAGUGGCGCAGAAGAAUGACCGGGAGGAAUUGGGUUUCUUCCGGUUUUGCCAUCUUCAUUCGAAUCAGCCACCCGAAUCGACGACCGACUUAGACGAAGACUCGUCACCUAGCGACGACGAGGCCGUCCCUCCACCUAUUACCCGGCAUCGACAGGAUACCGACACCUCAGUGCGAGGAGUGUUACCCGACGUCUCCAUUCCGGAGUUUGUGGAAGGGCCUCAUCGCCCGGAGGUUGACGAGCUAGGAUAUCCUACCGCACCACCGCCGAAGGAGCCGAUCACGGUGUUCUCGUUCCGCAACUUUUUCUCUGCCAUCAAUUACCUCCACAUCAUGCAGAAGAUUACCCGCGACAAGGCCCACCGAUGCCUUCUCCUUGUGCAAUACAAGUCUAGCACGAUCCUUCGCAAAGGACUAAAGAUACCCGAUCCUCAUCUACGUUUCUACACGCUCAAGCUCUUCAAAUCGCAGGUGCCAUACUGUGGUCGCAAAUGGCGACAGAGUAACAUGCGCGUGAUCACGGCGAUCUACCUGUACUGCCGCCCAGAGCUCCGCGAUGACUGGUUGUCUGGAGGAGAUAUCGACUCGGAAGUUGAAGAAGCGCUGCCGCUGGAACAGGCACUCCGCGGGCUGACACACUGGUGGCACCUGCGCCGGUACAAGGACGUGAUGGGUGGCGAGGAAGGCGCGUCGCUCAUGGAAGAAGAGCGAGAUUUCUUCGUGCGGGAACUCGAAGCGAUGGGAUGGGGAGUAGCUGGUGAGGAAUCGUUUGGGGGCAGUGAGGAAGCUGAGAUGGGCGCUGGCGGGCCGAUGGUGAACGGCACCGAAUGGGACGGAGCUCCACUGCAAAUGGAAGGAUGGUGAUGGACUCGUUACAUACGACAUCUAGAUGUCGACAUCACGUUUUGCUGAUCCGACAGGCUAGCUUCAGACGAGUGAAUACAUACAAUAUUAUAC
Aspergillus sclerotioniger CBS 115572 is the source of this 3540-nucleotide messenger RNA. Its product is annotated as FAR11/STRIP family protein. The record is from RefSeq and is a predicted model, not a curated record. Bases 253 to 3447 code for a protein of 1064 amino acids. The transcript is spliced from 5 exons. Gene Ontology annotation, cellular component: cytosol. NCBI's taxonomy places the organism in Eukaryota, Fungi, Ascomycota, Eurotiomycetes, Eurotiales, Aspergillaceae. Gene Ontology annotation, biological process: cytoskeleton organization.